Molecule: messenger RNA, 759 nt
Organism: Echinostoma caproni
Lineage: Eukaryota; Metazoa; Platyhelminthes; Trematoda; Plagiorchiida; Echinostomatidae
Source: the annotation of a GenBank genome assembly
AUGUCCACGUCGAUUCUGGCCAUUGGAUAUGUGCUAACAGUGCUGAUAUUCCAAACAAGCAAUGGGGCAGAAACCAGGUAUUUGUCUUACACCGCACAGCUGGGUACCACUCCCAAUCCGGACGAGUCCGCGGGCAGUUCGCCGUACACUUUCAACUGGUCAGUCAGCACUGGCGGAGACAGGCUUCGAUUUGAAGUAUGCCUAAUGGUGGAGCGCGGACGGUUACCUCGACUAUUCGGGGUUGGAUUCGGACCGCUGGAUGCUGGACCGGUAGAUAUGGACACCUAUUUGAUACGUUUUCGAUUCAAUCGUGAAAUGCCAAAAAUGCAAACUGAAUUUGUGGAAGGUUACACAGACCAUGGUGGUAUAUUCCACGAACGAAACACAGAUGCUGGCCAUGAUGGAGCUGAUGAAGUGAACGUUUACGAUUGGAGUGGUCCCCAUUUAGCUCGACAAGUUCAAUUGCAUCAGGAUCAAAAUGGAAAGGUUUGCUUGCGAUUUUCCCGUAAGGCACUAUCCUGUGUGAAAAAAGGAUAUUCGAUCGAUGUGCACAUCCCAGCAGAAGAUACUACUUAUUGGUGCAAAACAGCCACCCUACCGAAAUUCAAUCAAAAGCACCACAUUGUUCGGGGCCUAACAUUUCCGGAGGAGACGGGUAUCGCGAUUGGCGGAAGCGAAGAGUCGUCACACGUGGUCAUUGAAAUUCAUUAUAACAAUCCAAAACGAAUUGCCGGUAAGUGCCAUGCGCGAUGGAAAUAG